This is a messenger RNA of Vicia villosa (hairy vetch), 528 nucleotides long. Its product is annotated as putative B3 domain-containing protein At1g78640. The transcript has a single exon. The record is from RefSeq and is a predicted model, not a curated record. Bases 1 to 528 code for a protein of 175 amino acids. Lineage: Eukaryota; Viridiplantae; Streptophyta; Magnoliopsida; Fabales; Fabaceae. Gene Ontology annotation, molecular function: DNA binding.
AUGUCUUCAUAUCCCAAAACAAUUGUUUGUCUCCAUCUAUCUCUUAAUGUUUGUACUUGUCUCGGUGACACACAAAUUGUCGAGAAACAAAAACGUGUCCAACAAGAAACCAAUGUUUCAACAACAAACAGCACGUGCACUACUGUUGGGACAAGUUCUGAUUGUUCAACCAAUGUUGGUGAUUCAUGGAUGAUCAAGAAGGUGCUGACAAAGAGUGAUCUUGACGACAAUUGCAGACUUUUGUUGAAUAAAGAUUUGGCUAAGAAAUGGGUGGUUCCUAUGGUGGAUAAAGCUAAAGCUGAAAACGAAGGUGAUGAAGUCGAAGUGUUUGAUGUCGACACUGGCUUUCCUGUUUCUCUUACUUUCAAGAUACGACCUUCAAAUGACAGUCAUGUCUUCAACAAUACAUGGAUUACAGAUUUUGUAGACAGGAGAAGCUUAAAGAAAGGAGAUGAAAUUGGUCUCAAAUGGAAUGAAGAGAAGAAAAGAUUUGAUUUUUCUGUUCUUCAUCGAUCUGAUGAUAAUUAG